Penaeus chinensis is the source of this 1730-nucleotide messenger RNA. Its product is annotated as transmembrane protein 164-like. Lineage: Eukaryota; Metazoa; Arthropoda; Malacostraca; Decapoda; Penaeidae. The transcript is spliced from 8 exons. Bases 105 to 1118 code for a protein of 337 amino acids. The record is from RefSeq and is a predicted model, not a curated record.
CCGGAAUCUCUCCUCUAGCUAGUGUAAUCCGUAGUAAACAGAGAGCUCUUGUCAGACAAGUACCCCUCCGCAAGCGCUCACUCAGCACUCAAGUAUUAAACUGAAUGGAGUUUGGAAGGCGGUACACACUGGAAAAUGUUUUGGACUGGAGCUAUGGAGGUGUCGAUGGCUCGAUUCCAGGCAAUGGUGGGCCAGACUGCGCAAAUUUCCUUACAAUUCAUCGUAGGCUAUUUGAAACCCUCUUAGGGAUUGCAAUACCAGUCGUAUACUUCUUCUGGGGUUAUUCAUAUAUAACAUAUCCCUCCUCAUAUAAGUUUGUGAGAAAAGACCGAGGGGGCAAGAGAGCUCUCCUGGUGCUGGUUUCCAUGGUGUUUGGAAUGGAAAUUGGUUUCAAGUUUGCAACGAAACAGCUUAUAUACCUGUUGAACCCAUGUCAUGUAACCACUGCAAUACAGAUUUAUCUUCUAGCUGCUCCGCCUAGCAAGUUUGUAACUACAGUAUUUCGAGUUCAUCUCAACUUCCUUAAUGGGGCUGUCCUUGCUAUACUAUUUCCAGUCACCAACUCCCGCCUGCUCCCGUUUGAGGUGGAGUUGUACUGGGUGCAACACUUAAUGAUGCUAGUCACACCAUACUAUCUACUGCGGCUUGGGGGUGUGUACACGGUGGAGAGCCCUUGGGACAUGAGCUGGACUGUGAUGUCUUUAGGGAUUCUGCUGAUCUAUCAUUUUUUGCCUCUGCAGAUCAUAGCCAUGGCUUCUCAGGUAAACUUGAAUAACAUGCUCUGCCCAGCCAUCAGCGAUCCUUUCUAUGGACCAAACUACCGUCUGGCAGCCAUGGUCCACCAGUCCAUAUGUGUGCCUUUAGUCAGCAAGACUUUCUGCAUUGUGGCCAACUUCUUCAUUACGAAGUUCCCUCCCACAAAGGUGAAGGACAACCUGGAAACAGAUGUAACCAUGAGCACCUAUGACCAGCAUGUUUUGAGCCAAGAAGCCGAGAGCAAGCAGCACAAGAACUCUAAUGACCAGAAUGGGUUGAAGCACCACCUGUCCAUACACAGAAGGACUCGUAGUGAAGCAGUCACUGUGACCAACUGGAAUGGACACAGUCAUCAAGAUUAGGAUGAUAGGAGUCUUCUCAAUAGUCAAGUUUGCAUGAAGCUGAUACUCAGGUCUUAUCCAUUGUACUAGAAGACCUUGUCUUGCAGUCUGAUUUUAGUUGGUAAACAGAGGUACACUUAUGAACUUACACACAUGCAUCAACACAUACAGAGACACAAAGGAACACAUGUCUGCAUACAUAUACUGUACGCACAUAUAGACAUACUUAUAUGCAUACAUAGACAGAACAGGAGCAGUGUAAUUUGUGUCAAUUUUGGUGGUUGAUUAUCUAAAGUUUCAGGCUUUAUAUUCAAGAAUGCAGUGCAGUUGUUUAUAUUUAUUGGUAUUUACAACAUCCAAUUGCUAUGUUUAGCAUUGAUGUUGAUGCAAUUAACUGUCAAGUGACUUACUCUAGAUUGUGCUCAAUUUAGGUGAAUGAUUGUUCAUAUCAGGAGAGAGUGUAAUGAGAAAAAUAUAUAUAAUAUAAAAAACAUAGAUUUGAAUGUUGUAUAUUAGUAUAUUUGUGUAUGUUUUACUCAGGAUUUUUUUUUUUUUUUUUUUUUUUUAAGGCAGAGAGAUUCUUAAUAUAUAGUUCUGCCUUGUGGAGAUUUCUCAAAAUAGAAUUUGUUUCCA